AUGGUCCCCUCUACGGUAAAGAUGGAUGGGCUGUACAGUGUGCUUCAAUUGAUGAGUUUCGUGUUACCGAAGAAAAGCAUGUACACGGAACAGUUUAAAUUGACGCUGACGAGAGCUAAAGAAUUGGGCAUAAUAAGACGUCUUUUAGGACAGUGCAGCAAUGACAUCCCAACAUGCCAAGGCGGAUCUUUGGUUCAUCCGGUUGUGUUAAAAGGAGUUACAAUACCGUUCGGUGUGCUAGGAGGAGGACUUGUUGCAUCCUUCGCUCUACUUGUACUGGAAAAGUUUUCAAACUCUAUGCACAAAAUGCGUCUUGCUAGUAGUAAGACUUAA
Messenger RNA from Anopheles maculipalpis, 333 nucleotides. RefSeq lists its product as uncharacterized. The transcript has 3 exons. The record is from RefSeq and is a predicted model, not a curated record. Bases 1 to 333 code for a protein of 110 amino acids. Lineage: Eukaryota; Metazoa; Arthropoda; Insecta; Diptera; Culicidae.